This is a messenger RNA of Pelobates cultripes (western spadefoot toad), 7083 nucleotides long. Lineage: Eukaryota; Metazoa; Chordata; Amphibia; Anura; Pelobatidae. The record is from the annotation of a GenBank genome assembly.
GAAGGCCUUCGUUGUGGCUGAAGAAUUAAAUUAAUUACAACGGCAGAAUGCUGUUGUGUCCCGUCUGUCCACAUGAUGUGCAUACACUGUGAAGAGCCCUGUCCGGAACAUGCAGCCCUGGAAUUUCGGAUCUUCCAGUACAAAGUCAAGAUGCUGGGUAGAUCUGCUAAAUCGUGGCUUCACAAUAUCGCACGGCCAGUGAAAAAGGAAAACGAAGAGACAAAGAAGUGGCCCUCUGUGAUUCUUAACAAUCACAGGGAGAAGAUACUAGCUGAGUUGGAUGUCAAUAAAGUCCUUUCCUACCUCGUUUAUGAAAAAGUUUUCUCCUUGGAGGAAUAUAAAGACAUCUUGACUCAAGAGAGCAAUGAGAAGAGGGCAGAAUCUUUUCUGGAUAAGCUAGUCGUGAAAGGGCCAAGUGCUUUCUGCGCUUUUUGUUCUGUUUUGGAAGAAAUCUCACCCCAUUUGCUUUCAGGAUUCCUUCCUGACUGUAAAGGUAAGAAGAGAAAUUAUUAUGUAAAAUAAAAUAUUGAGGAGCAAUGGGACUCGAAAUACUAACUGGACCAUAACGUUACAUUCUAGAGAGUUGAGUUCUGGUGGACUUAAUUUAGUCGAUUUAAUUAUAGUAAUAAAAGAUUUGUAGUGAGGAAUAUCUGUAAUAUAUGCAUUAGAUGAUUGAAUUAGCAUAUAUUCUAUAUAACAUACUCAUAGUCAUAUCUAUCUAUACCAUUAGUGGUAUAAUGUGAGCCCAACGUAAGUUUACAAACAGGGUUGCUAUAGAUAAAGUAGAACCUUCUCUGAUUCACAGAUCAUUCAUCACCACUGCUUCUCUGGAUAAUGAAUGGGUUUAUUUAAAAAUAUAUAUGUUUUCGAGAACAAAAAUGUGUGUAUUUAUGGGAGGGAUAAAAGAGAGACAUGGGAAGCAAUAAGGUAAGAAUGCUUAAAACAUAAUCACGAGAGUCCAGCCAGAAUGAUUUGAAAUUCAACCUAAUGAAAAGGUUAAUAUAAUUAAUAGUAUAAUGCAAGUCAGUAACAAGGAAAAAUAGGCUAAGGACACAUGCAACGUGAAUUGAUAGUAAAAUUCCAUUGUUCAUAUAUUUUGACGUGUUAUACUUUUAUUUUAUUUUUUUACAGUACAGGUUUGUAUGCAAAGUUCCCAUUAAAUAACAUUGGUAAGAAGCAGGAAAGUAUGUAUUGUCGCAUUUUCACUGGGAGAGAGAAUGAAGAGAGGAGAACCUUAUUUAAAAAUAAAAAAAAGCUCUGUAUGGUAACAUAAAAAGAUUGACUUUUAGCGAGUGUGUGUGGUUAAAUGUGGCAAAUAUGUGCAAUAACUGAAUGUGUUGGCGUUUAAUCAUUAUGUGCUCAGAAUUACGUGUCCCAUAUUGCUAUUGUCUACACUCCAUUAAUAUAAUCUUCUAAUCUUCUGUUACAGUUACUCUAAUAUCUUUAUGCAUGUGUACAUUGGUUAGAUUAACAAAAUCCAUCUGGAUGACAGUAUUAGCAGGCAUAUAUUACACCAAAUAACUAGGAUAUAUCAUGUGCUAUCAUCUCUUUCUAUAUAAUUGAUAUACAUAUACAGUAUGAUGGAGUCACUAAAGUUGUUUAUUUUUUAAUGAAUAUGUUAUGCAGUCACACAUUUGUUUCUUCCUGUUUGUUGCGUGUUGUAUGCCUCCAUCAAGGGCGAAAAUUUCUGCUUGCCACUAGUGUUUGACAAAUAAAAAUGUAUCCCUAGAAUGGCGAAAUUCACCCCUGUGCCAUGGACUCUCCAGGAUUGCAGUAUCAAUAAUGUUUAGUGUCUAGCAGCAUAGGACAAGGAUGUACAUUCUAAUAAAAUGGAACAAAAUUUUUAGCAUGGUAUGACAUUAUGCCCAGUGUGGAGCACUUUAAUUGCGCUUCAAUAACUUGUUUUAUCUGUCAACUAAUAACACCAGUUGUCACCAGUCUCUGAAUAUACGUGUUUGAAAAUCAUAAAGUGAUGAUCUGGUGUGUGCAGAUCUGUGUUUAUUAAUGAAUUGACUAUCCACGGUUUUCCAAAAUUAAAGAACUAGAUUGAAUAAAAUAUACUAUGUGUUGUAAUUUGCCCAAACGAGCGAUAGAUGGCGCUGCUGCCUUACAUAAAGUUUACAGCUUUUUCUUCACUAAAACUGUAGACCAAAAAUCCGAAUUCAUUUAAAUGCUUUAAUCCCGUGGUAGACAGGAAUGACUGCUCUCUAAGAAAAAUAUUGAUGUGUUGGUUUUAUUGCAAAUAUACAGCUAAAAAUAGACAGCAGCAAAGUUAAAUCUAGACCAAUCCUCUUUAGAACUGGCCAACCUAAAUCUAUUUGGGAUCUGAUAUCCACGGGUCCGUAACAUGCAGCAGGUGACGGUGGGUUUGGAGUCUAUGGAAUGGUAAAGAUACUCUUCUGGCAUUCUUAGGGAAAUACAGGGAAAUUUUAAGUUUUCCUCAAUUAGCAUGUAAAAAUAUUACAAUUUAAUCAUUAAAAAUAUGUCAAUGGUAGGGUAUACUACAUCAGGCCUGCAACCUGUAUGUGUUUUGCAGUCCUAAGCACUUAAAGAGAUGCAGUAGGCACUGUAACUGCCUCGUCUCAUGGAAGUGGGGACAGUGGGAAUUGGGAAGCACACUGAUUAGUGUGCGAACACGUGAUCAAUAAUUGAUUAUAAAUAAGUGUACUUACUUAAACUGUAUGUAAUGUAUUGAUAUGUCCCAUUUCUGAGUGUAGCUAUCUCAAGAUGUGAGCUUUAUUUUAGACAUACUGAAUUAUUUAAGUCUUAAUCGUGUGCAGUAGUAAAUAUCUCAGGCAACACAAGACUAAUCAUUCUGCGGUCUCCAUAGAUACAAAACUUGGUAGUAACUAAGGGAUAUCAUAGUGCAGUGCUAUUUGCGUUCCGUGUUUAGUAACCAUAGAAAUCAUAACUAACUUCCAAAACGUGAGCAGGGCACGGAGAAAAGCACAUUAACUGAUAGUGUGAGAAUAGUGGAUUUCAUAAAUGAGUAUAUAUAGGAAUGCAACAUUCUGGUAAUUGUGGCUGUGCAAGCUACUCAUGGGUUAAUUUAGAUACGUGAAUAAUUGGAAUUAUUAGAAGACCUUGAAAGGUCCAUUAAGGAUGGACAAGAACAUUAUUUUUUUUGUUUUGGAAACUUAAUCUAGAAAGAAGGAAAGUAUCGAGAAAUAAUAAUUAAUGAUUCAUGAGUAAUGGGAAAGAGAUUAAUUUUGUGAAACCUAGUGAGUGCAUGUUUUUGCAGAAACCUUUACCCAUGCUAAGUGCCAUAGAAACACAGAGAGGGUUAUUUACUAAUGUGAGAAUUGUCAGGAAUUCAAAGUGAAUUUUAGAUUUUAGACCAAAUUAGUGGAAAUGGAAGGCGAGCGGACUUGGAGAUUUAUUCCAAUUCAUCUAUUUUUGCCUUAAAUUUGAAAUUCACAUUGAAAUUACUCUGAUUUACAAACAAUUCUAACUUAGUACAGAACACUUUGUGUGGUAAUGUGGACAAUGUGUCAUUCAAUGACGGUGUGAAGAACGCCCCUUUGUCUGGACAUUCGCCACGGGCUCCUGGAGGAGUGUGGAGGCUAGCCUCUUGCCUACUGACUAUGGGCCAUAGAAAAGGCUGGUAAAAAGACUUGGUUCGUGGGAUGUAUUUGUACCUUUCGGGAACCAAACAAGCGCAAAAACCAGGGACCACCCGGGAGCUUUUUAACCCCUAUUAACACCUUGGAACGGUUCUUACCUCAGUGUUCUAAUUGUUCGUCUGGGUGGCCGCAAUUUGUAUGAAUGACCACGAGGUGGCAUGAAUGCAGGCAGCGGUGUUUGGUCGUCGAGUUCAUGGAACUAUAAUCAGACACUGAAACUCCCGAACAACGCUGGAUUUCCAUCAUCUUCUAUACAUCCUAGAAGAACACUGUUCGGUGGAAUCGUUCAUCUGGAUGAGGGAAAUAGGCUCCAUGGUUCAAAUAGAGACUGUGUUCGAUAUUUUAUUAAUUUUUAUGUUACCAAAAUUGACUGACCGCUAGCCCUGAUUGUAUGGAACUGUUUUGGGCAUAGGACCAUGUGUGCAGGCGGUCAAAUACUUGACUUCCAUGGAAAUCUCGACCCUUGAACCGAUAUAGGUGACUUUUGGAUAUGUUGGUCACCCAGAUCGGGUCUAUCAGAGGAUGUAACUUUUGUGGGGUUUUCAUGUGUUUUGAAGGUCCUUUUGGGAUGUUUGUAAAUUAUGUGUUUUUCUGUGCCUGGAGAUAAUUGAGUUUGUACAGUUCCUGACUCAAUUAUCUCCCAGGCACAGGGGAGGGAUUACCCUGUUUUGUGUGGGAGUGGUAUGGGCGUGUUUUCUGUGUCCCUGUACUGCAAUAAAGCAGACCAUUGAGUCUGGAUUAAACAGAUAAUUUUACCCCUUCAUGAACUCUAGGCUCAUAUUUUCCUGACCCUAUAGUGCCCUGAGGGUCCCCCUCCCGUGGCGCUGAAGGGGUUAAAACCCCUUCAGUUACUUACUUUAAUCCAGUGCUGGGCUCCCUCGGCACUGGUGACCUCUCCUCCCCGUCCGACGUCAGCUCCCCUGUCCGACGUUUCAAUGCUUUCCUAUGGACGCUCUGCGCGAUGGAUGCAAAAUUUGGAAGACAGCCACUAGAGGCUGGAUUAACCCCAAAUGUAAACAUAGCACUUGAGCUGAAGUGGUCUGGGUGACUAUAGUGUCCCUUUAAAUUUACAGAACAGGAGAUGGAUCCUCUAUAGCUAGCAUAAUGGAAACAAUGUGGCAGUUUGUGUCAUAUGCUAUGUAGUAAAAUACUGUAGUAGAAUAUUAGACACAACAUGCUAUACUUUAGAACUCAUUAUUUUAUAGAAUAAGCUAUAGGCACAAAGUAUUUAGACUCCAGAGAUAAUGCACUUUUAAUCAUAUAAUAGGUAGUGAAUUUAACACAGAAUGGAGAUCAAUGUCCAGUCAUGAUUAUUUGUCAUAGGAGAUAAAUAAAUGCCAACAAUCAUAAACCUUCCCUAACCCUACCCCUACCCCUAACCCUACCCCAUCCCUAACCCUACCUUCAACCCUACCCCCAACCCUAACCUUACCCCUAACCCUACCCCAACCCUAACCCUACCUUUAACCCUAUCCCCUAAGGGGUAGGGUUAGAUUCCUGUCAUCAUUUCCUUAAUUUUCCCUCCCUCUCCUGUUUUACCACUUUUCAGAAAUCCAAAGCACUUCGGCACUUCGGCAAUUCGGUUAGGCACUUCUGAAAUUCGGUAAUUCGGUUCGGUUCGGCACUUCGGAAAUUUGGCAUUUCGGAAAUUUGGCAAUUCAGCAUUUCGGCAAUUCGGACAUUCGGAAGCAUCUUGAAUGUCCGAAUUGCAAAAAAUUUUCCGAAUUUAAAUUCGGAUCGAAACAAAUUGUACAUGUCUAUUAUUAACUACAGUAUUUUUACUACAUAGCAUAGCACAAACGGCAACAUUGUUUCUGUUUACAACACUCUCUGGAUCUGGUGUUUUUUUUAUUUCUACUUUACUGAGAACUUAAAGGGAUACUAUAGUCACUAAAACAUCUUUAGCUUAAUGAAGCAGCUUGUGUGUAUAGAUCAUACCUCUGAAGUCUCACCUCUCAAAUAUCAGCCAAAAAUUAUUUUAUAUUUUAUAUUAUCAUCUAUUUUAUAAACUUAUUGCUUAUUACAAUUUUUUUACUGUAGUAUAAUUGAUAUCUCCUAUAUCAUCAGAUCCUGGUCUUACAUCCAGUUUUUAUGGCUCUGCUUUUGUUUGUAUGUACACUGAACAAAAUUAUAAAUGCAACACAUUUUAGAGUGGCCUUUUAUUGUGGCCAGCCUAAGGCACACCUGUGCAAUAAUCAUGCUGUCUAAUUAGCAUCCUGAUAUGCCUCACCUGUGAGAUGGAUGGAUUAUCUCAGCAAAGGAGAAGUGCACACUAACACAGAUUUGGACAGAUUGGUGAACAAUAUUUGAGAGAAAUAGGCCUUUUGUGUACAUAGAAAAAGUCUUAGAUCUUUGAGUUCAGCUCAUGAAAAAUGAGGGCAGAAACAAAAGUGUAACGUUUAUAAUUUUGUUCAGUGUAUAAAAAGUGUUGUGUUCUAAAAAGUGGUCUAAAGUACUUAAUAUUUUAAAGAACUAUAAAAAUGAAUAUAUUUUCUUUUAUUAUUUUGGGUCAGUUAUAUUUGUAAGUUUUUAAAUUUUGUUAUUUUUUAUUCAUUCAUGAUCUAUUCAAUGCAUUAAAAAGUGUUCAAUUCCAGGUGGAAUGUAAUCUUUUAAUUUUGAUGAAAUAUAUAUAUAUAUAUAUAUAUAUAUAUAUAUGUUUUAUUAGAAACCACAGACACCAAGUAAACGGGUGGGACAGAUUCAGUUCAGUGACAUCUUCCUGAGCUUUUGGGCUUCCUUCUUGCUUAAAAUUGUUAACGUGGUCUAGGAAGGCCUUCAAAAACUAUCUUUCAGAUAACGAAUUUCACUUUGUUUAAUCACAUCUCUCGCUCGGAUAUUCAUAUUCAACCUGACAUUAAUUUACCCUGGUGUCACAAUGAUUUCAUAAGAGAUUUUUUUUUCCCCAUACAGCCGUAGCUGCUGAACACAAAGCCAUCAGCACAAUGCACUGUCUUUAGAGUGAGGCAUCACAUCAGACCGCACAAAACCUCUUAAUGCAUGUGAGAUUCUAAAGAGCAAUUCUUGUUGUUCUCCAGAUCAGAUGCACAAAGCCUUACCAGACUUCUUGACAGAAGACAAGAGGAUGAGGCCUGCUUUUGAGCUGCAGGGACAUGACGAAACCGAGUGCAAUGACAUGGAAGGCAGUCCUGAUUUGGAGGAUCCAAUGCAAGAAUCGUUAGAGGAAUACAGGUCAAUCAUUAAAUGUUUGUCUAUCUCUUCAUUUUUAUAAUAUAUAUAUGUAGCUGUAUGUAUGUUUAAAUCAUUUGAGAGGGGUGUAGAACUGCGAACUAAUAGAUGCUGUUGGUCUACAACUUCCAUAAUGAUCUGCAAGCCAGUGGUGGGCAUGGAACUAUGGAUUUGUAGUUCGGUAAUAUAUGGGACUGGGCCACAGUUUAACAUCCAUGUUGUAUUGCAGCCUGGUACUUUGUAAAAUGUAUUCAGGGCCGGCGCUACCUGUUAG